Caenorhabditis remanei is the source of this 924-nucleotide messenger RNA. RefSeq lists its product as uncharacterized. Lineage: Eukaryota; Metazoa; Nematoda; Chromadorea; Rhabditida; Rhabditidae. The transcript is spliced from 4 exons. Gene Ontology annotation, cellular component: nucleus. The record is from RefSeq and is a predicted model, not a curated record. Gene Ontology annotation, biological process: regulation of transcription by RNA polymerase II; cell fate specification; positive regulation of DNA-templated transcription. Gene Ontology annotation, molecular function: DNA-binding transcription factor activity, RNA polymerase II-specific; RNA polymerase II cis-regulatory region sequence-specific DNA binding. The coding region runs from base 1 to 924 and encodes 307 amino acids.
AUGUCACUCAUAUUAUCAGAUCUUUCAUUAUUUUGUCCGAAUAAUGAAAAGUCAGUGGAUGAUAAUCCUCAUGCUGAAUUAGAAAAUCAAGAUUUGUGGAAGGCUUUCUCGGAUAUUGGAACGGAAAUGGUUAUCACGAAAGUUGGAAGACGAAUGUUCCCAAUCUUGCGAGUGAAAUUGAGCGGAUUAGACAAGAAAAGCAAGUACAUCGUGAUGGUCGAAUUGGUUCCAUCGGAUCGUUAUCGAUAUAAAUUCACAAAUGGAGAAUGGGCUGUAUCUGGAAAAGGGGAUUUACAAUCAGUCAGAGCUCCGAUCGUUCAUCCAGACUCACCUCAAUACGGAGAUUCGUGGAUGACGAAUGGAGCAUCUUUCAAGAUUUUAAAGUUGUCGAAUGAUCCGUAUAAUACAAGUGGACAUACUUAUCUCAACUCCCUCCACCGUUACUAUCCACGAAUUCAUAUUGUUCGAUGUGACUCCUUCGACAAAAUUAUCAUUUCAAGCUUCAAGACGUUUCACUUCAAAUAUACAGAUUUCAUUGCUGUAACUGCUUAUCAGAAUGAUGAGAUUACAAAAAUAAAAAUUGCAAACAAUCCAUUUGCCAAAGGAUUUCGACCGGAGAACAAGGAGCGAGCAAAGAGAAGAAUUCGGAUUUCCGAAGUCCCUCCGUCCUCAGAAGUUGAAGAGCCAUCAACGAAAAGGUUAAAAAUCAAAGAACCUGCUCCCGUUGCCGAACCUCCAUCUCCUAUUCCGACAGUGCCAGUUGAAAUGUUGGCUCAAUGGCAACUGGCAAUAAUGUCCUCGUUUGGAGGAGUUCAAACUGCUCUCCCGAGUUCUGAGGCCAAGGAAGAAACUGCUGUUGUUGUUCCUGUUCCAGUAAAGAAGAUUGGAUUUGGUGUCAGUGAUUUGCUGGGAACCUCUUCUUGA